Plasmodium gaboni is the source of this 705-nucleotide messenger RNA. RefSeq lists its product as hypothetical. The coding region runs from base 1 to 705 and encodes 234 amino acids. The record is from RefSeq and is a predicted model, not a curated record. The transcript has a single exon. NCBI's taxonomy places the organism in Eukaryota, Apicomplexa, Aconoidasida, Haemosporida, Plasmodiidae.
AUGGGAUAUCACAAAUUAAGGUUAUCUAUGAUGCUUGUCCUUAUUAUUUCGUGCGUUUUAUUCUUUAGUAUCAGCCCUAGCGAAGAAUUAUUUCAGAUGAAAGGACUUGACAGAACGGAAAAGAAUCUAGCAGUUAAUUUGAUGAAGAUAUAUGAAGACACAAAGGUUGAAGAAACUAAUUUUUAUAAAAACUUUGAUAGAGUUCACAACAUGUUUGAGGAAAUAAAGAAGAAAAAGAACAUCAACAAUAAUUAUGAUGAGAAACAUAUAAAAAAAGAAAUAGCAUCUGAUUUAAAUCCAUCCUUAUCUGAAAGUUUUAUGGAAUCACGUUUUAUGGAUUCAAGUUUUAUAGAGAUGCAAUCAAAAGGACCAGUAGAAGAAGAAACAAUAUGGAGAGCUCUAUAUGACACUCAACUAAGAAGAUCCCCACCUAUAGAAGAGAUUCAUGUUUUUUCUUCUGAGGAUGUAAAGAAAGAAUAUGAAGAAGCUAAAAUGGAUUCUUUUAUAUCUCAAAUUGAUAUGAUAAAAUCAGAGUUCGAUAAAAAUUUAAAUUAUAUGAAUACAGAAAUGUUAAGACAAGAAAAUAAAAAGAAUAUAAUGGAAUGUGCAUGUUUGUUUUAUCAUUAUCUAAAACAAAUGAAUAAUAAAAGGACAUAUAAAAAUGAACCUUUAAGAAAGGCAUAUUCAACUAAGAUAUUAUGCUGA